AUGGUUGACAAUGCUUCUGCUGGCGAACAUUGCGAAGAUUUUGGUCGUGAAACAUUUGAACUCGGUAAAGAUUUAGAGAGGAUGACCGAGCAGAUGGAGAAUAUUUCAGUGAAUCUAACAUGGAUGGCGUACGACAUGGUGGUAGUGAGGACUGAUCCUCAACUCGCAAAAUCCCUCAAGAGGCUGGAGAACGAAUUCGUCCAGUGUAAAGCUGUUAUCUGCGGCUCUGGAGACAACCUAGUUGAUCAAUCUACAGAUGCAAACCAAAAAACAGCCCAGGAGUGAACGCAGGAUUUAACUGAAUACAUCGAUUUAAUCUGCUAGGACAAUAUCUUAAA
Hemibagrus wyckioides is the source of this 338-nucleotide messenger RNA. RefSeq names its product synaptonemal complex central element protein 3 (gene syce3). The record is from RefSeq and is a predicted model, not a curated record. NCBI's taxonomy places the organism in Eukaryota, Metazoa, Chordata, Actinopteri, Siluriformes, Bagridae. Bases 1 to 285 code for a protein of 94 amino acids. Gene Ontology annotation, biological process: spermatogenesis; synaptonemal complex assembly; reciprocal meiotic recombination. The transcript has 2 exons.